This is a messenger RNA of Cucurbita pepo subsp. pepo (vegetable marrow), 639 nucleotides long. RefSeq names its product putative homeobox-leucine zipper protein ATHB-51. The record is from RefSeq and is a predicted model, not a curated record. Lineage: Eukaryota; Viridiplantae; Streptophyta; Magnoliopsida; Cucurbitales; Cucurbitaceae. Gene Ontology annotation, biological process: positive regulation of DNA-templated transcription. Gene Ontology annotation, cellular component: nucleus. Gene Ontology annotation, molecular function: DNA-binding transcription factor activity, RNA polymerase II-specific; sequence-specific DNA binding.
AUGGACUCCUAUAAUGGGUCUGAUCUCAGUCCUCACUAUGUUCCUCCACCUCCACAAUCUUCUUCUGCAUUGCUUUAUCCUUGCAGUUUGGAUCAGUUUCCUGAGACAACAGAGACGAAGAGACUGGGCAUGGAAGCUCAGGAAAGUAGGGUUGGAGGAGUGGAUGAGAAGAAGAAGAGGUUCAGUCGGGAUCAAUUGGAGUCAUUGGAGAGAAGCUUUCAAGAGGAAGUGAAGCUUGAACCUGAGAGAAAAAUGAAGCUAUCAAAGGAGAUUGGACUCCAACCAAGGCAGAUAGCGGUGUGGUUCCAGAAUAGAAGAGCUCGCUCAAAGGUUAAGCAGCUUCAGCAUCUCUAUGACACUCUCAAACAAGAAUUUGACGCCAUUUCUAUGGAAAAACUUGACCUUCAACAACAGGUGAGGGAACUAAGAAGCAUGCUAAGAGAACAAGCGGUAAGGAAUCACGGGUCGAUGGCUUACAUGACCGUCUCCGAGGAAGAGGCGGCAGAGAGCACGGCAGAGGGCGUUCGGAGCUGGAAUAAUCACAUCUUUAAUGUCGAAAAUGUCGAACAAAUAUCAGCUUCUUCAAUUCCUUCACCCUGGUCUUGUUCUCAAGUUGCUCACUUGCCUUCUUAUCCAUAA